Messenger RNA from Bemisia tabaci, 846 nucleotides. The record is from RefSeq and is a predicted model, not a curated record. NCBI's taxonomy places the organism in Eukaryota, Metazoa, Arthropoda, Insecta, Hemiptera, Aleyrodidae.
CAGUACAUUACGGCCGACCGGGACGCGGCGACGAGUUGAGGACCGGAGCGAGAGCGGAGAAGCGAGGCCGCGGAAUCGUGUUGGCGUGGCGCUCUAUGAGACUGCUCCUUCGGCGGAGCGUGGUGGAAGACGCGGAUGAGGCGAGGAUGUCCGGCGGGAGCGCGCUCAUCAAGGAGGACCUGCCGGGCUCGUUCCUGGUCAAGUACCUGGGGACGCGGGAGUCGCGGGGUCUCUGGGGGAUCAAGCACACCCGGAAGCCGGUCGACGCCAUGGUGGCCGCCGCCAAGGAGCCCGGCGUCGCCCUCCCCAUGCUCACGCUCACCGUCCAGAAGGAGGGCAUCCGCAUCCAGGACGCCGCCGCCCCCGCCAACGGCCCCCACCAGUUCUACCCCAUCGAGACCAUCUCAUACGGAGUUCAGGAUCUGGUCUACACGCGAGUGUUCGCGAUGAUCAUCGUGAAGGACGUGCUGAGCCACCGCGCCCGCGACGCCGGGCACCCGUUCGUCUGCCACGCCUUCGUCUGCGAGAGCCGGCAGGUGGCGCGGAAGCUGACCUACACCCUGGCCACCGCCUUCCAGCUCUACAGCCGCCGGAUCCGGGUCGGCGCCGGCGGCAGCGUCACCAAGUUCGCCAUCGACCUCCGCUCGCCGCAGGAGAUGGAGUCCGACCUCCGCAUGCAGGACUCCGAGGCUUGACCGCCGUCGCGGAUCCAGAGCUCGGUGCUGUCGCAUCGGAAUGGGGCAAAGCCGGCAUUGUGUCCGGCUCCGGGCCGAUGAUCGGAACUCAACCGAGGGCGCGACAAGCCAGAAGGCUCAUUGUUGAAACUGAUGGACGAAGAAGACCAAA